Messenger RNA from Cladophialophora psammophila CBS 110553, 2001 nucleotides. RefSeq lists its product as uncharacterized. Lineage: Eukaryota; Fungi; Ascomycota; Eurotiomycetes; Chaetothyriales; Herpotrichiellaceae. The transcript is spliced from 3 exons. The record is from RefSeq and is a predicted model, not a curated record. The coding region runs from base 1 to 2001 and encodes 666 amino acids.
AUGCAGAGGCCUUACCCUCCGAUAUAUCACACUCCGCAGUCGAAUUCACCGGCUUCCGUAACCUCGCCUCAAACUCACGAUCCGGCGCGGCCCAUGUAUGCUCAACCAGGCUCUCAACUGAGCCAGCCGCUCUAUGGCUAUCAGUAUGGGAUGAAUUCGGUACAUCAGCCCACCUACGGACAACACCAUGCGGCUUCUCAGCAACACCAGAUCAACUCUCAGUCGAUGCUACCAUAUCAAUCCACAAAUCCGCAAAUUGCUCAACCCCAGGUUGCAUCACACCAUCCAGCCAUUUCCAGCAGCCCAAGAUUGAAGUCAGAGCCGAGUCAACAUUAUCAACAAACACCACAGGCGCGGCCGGGAAUGCUUCAGCAACAGCAACAACAUCCGACCCCAGGUCCUCAGCCCUCACCUCUGCCACAGCAACAGCAGCAGCAGCCCGCUCUCCCGCAACAGCAACAGCAGCAACCCACACUCCAACAGCAGCAACAACAAGCACAACAGCAACAGCAACAACAACAGCAACCGCCAUCACAACAAAUGCCGCCGAAUUUGCAGCCAAACUCCAACGCCGCCCCCGGACCUAUUCCUGCCACGACACCUUUAAAGAUCCGGCAAGAUGGGAACGGUGUGCAGUGGAUAGCUUUCGAAUACUCCAGAGACCGCGUCAAAAUGGAGUAUACUAUUAGGUGUGAUGUCGAAUCGGUGGACCCCGCUAUUUUACCGCAAGAAUUCAAAUCGGAAAAUUGUGUCUACCCGCGAGCCUGUGUGCCAAAAGAACAGUACAAAGGAAACCGUUUGAAUUAUGAGACAGACUGCAACAACGUGGGUUGGGCAUUGGCAGAGCUGAAUCCGUGCCUUCGAGGCAAGCGAGGAUUGAUUCAGAGGGCAGUCGACAGCUGGAGAAACAGCAACCAAGAUCCGCGAUUGCGAAGUCGUCGGGUCAGGCGACAAGCCAAAAUGAACAGGUCGAAAUUAACACCUUCGACCAUGGGCAAGGCCCCCGGAUCGGGUGGUCCCGUGUCGACAGGGCUUCCCGGUCCAAACUCAAUGGCAGCUCCCCCCACUAGGCCACCCGGUACUCUAUCCAGCACACAGGCUCAGCUCCUUCAUCAUGCCCAGGAUGUGUCUCCCACGGGGCAUGAGAAUGUCGGAGCUCCUACUUAUAAUCCCGCCCAGCAAGCUUACCGACAAAAUUCCGUAACUCCGCAAAUGACGAGUCCAAAUGACUUGCGCCAAAGUCAUGUUUUUACGGGCUAUCCAAGCUACCCGGCGUCGUUAGCUCCUUCUAUGGGACCGUCCAUGGCUCCAUCAAUGCAGGCAGGUCUACACCAUCUUGGACGGCCUGGAGGGACAGCUGCCAUGACUUCAAGAGAACAAGAGGAGAAGAAUGAGGAAGACAACGCCUUGUUCGGAGAGCUGCCGGAAGGCAAGCGGCGAAAGUUCAUCUUGGUCGAGGAUACGCAGAAGAAUGCCCGCGUACGAGUCAAAGUGACUCUGGAUCAAAUUGAGAUGAGUGAGAUCCCGGACUCUUACCGCAAGCAGAACUCCGUCUUUCCCCGAGCAUACUUCCCGGUCCAGAUGCAAACUGGUCCCGAGCCGACUCCAGGCGCCCGAUUUGUUGAAGAAGGGGAUGAAGUUGAUGGCGGGGUGCCGACAAUUGGAAAAACGUCUGUCUCUGUUCCGACCACGGAUGGAGAAGCUGAGGUGUCUGUGCCUCUGAUUUCUAGAAGCAAACGAGGUCGAGAGCAGAAGAUCAAUGAACUGGGGUAUCGCAUGGCUUGGGGACAGGGUCGAGUGUUUUCGGGCAGACCAAUCUUCCUCGCUCGAGCGCUCGACGCUUAUCGCAGCAAGCAACGAAGUGCACUCAUCAACGCUGGUUCCGACCCAUCAAAUAUCCCCGCUCACCUCGAAACUCGACCGGGCAAGAGAAAGUGGCUCGAAAGAACAAGAACUGCCGCGGCGCAAGCUCCAACACCACCAGGCGCAGCUUCGGACUGA